This is a messenger RNA of Suillus subaureus, 792 nucleotides long. Its product is annotated as ClpP/crotonase-like domain-containing protein. Gene Ontology annotation, cellular component: peroxisomal matrix. Lineage: Eukaryota; Fungi; Basidiomycota; Agaricomycetes; Boletales; Suillaceae. Gene Ontology annotation, biological process: fatty acid beta-oxidation. Bases 1 to 792 code for a protein of 263 amino acids. The record is from RefSeq and is a predicted model, not a curated record. The transcript has 9 exons.
AUGCCCGUAAGUAAAAUCUCGGUGAACGUUUCUCAGGGCAUCGCUACGAUAACCUUGAACGAACCUCACCGUCUGAAUGCAUUGAGACCAGAAGACUAUGACGAAUUUGCUAACUCAUUAAGGGCCAUCGAUAAAAGAGAAGAUGUAGUAGCAACUGUAUGGCAAGGCAAUGGUUCUGCGCCAGGCACCGUGACAAACCCUGACGUUCCGAACACUCCGACUCAACGCUCGAUGAGGGAUUAUCUUGUCCAUGGAGUUGUGGCUGGGAACACGGAUUGUACACACGCAGUACCUCACAGCAAAAUUCUUGUUGCGGCACUAAAUGGCCCGGUUAUGGCUUUCCUUGGCAACUUUGAUUUUAUAUACGCCGUACCAGGUGCUUGGUUGAAUGUCGGCUUCCCAUUCCUGGGCAUUGCAGUAGAAGGAGGAGCUAGUGUUUCAUUCGUCAACCGCAUGGGAAUCGCCAAGGCAAACGAGGCCCUCAUUCUUAACAAGAAGAUUAGCGCAUCAGAGAUGCUUGAAUGUGGAUUCGUUAACAAGAUUUUUCCAUCGAAAUCAACAGAAGAAUUCCACUCUACAGUUCACCAACAUUUGAAGAAGGAACUUGAUGGUCUAGUUCCUGCCUCUAUCUUCGCCAUCAAAACCCUCAUCAAAGCUGGUUUGAACGAUAAGAACGACUUCCACGCCGUGAAUCUGCGAGAAAGUUAUGCUCAAGCGGAGAGAUUUAGUAGUGGAAUACCUGCUGAGCGCUUCAGCAAAAUUGCCAAGAAAGAAAUCAGGCAUAAAUUGUGA